UGGACGGUCAGUUCGUCAGGGGUACAUCACUACAUCAGUGCAGGAUAUGUGCAGUUCACCGCUCGUCUGCCUCGGGAUAAGCCUUCUCCGGCCGAGAUCCUCCCCUCCAGUUAAUCCCUCCGUCCAUCGCUACACAUAUCGUGCGCUGCUGUAGCUACUAAGUAGCAUCCCAGCAUGAAACGGAGCGCAGCCAACUCGAUCGUACAACUGCUAGUCAAAUCUGCACGCAAAGCCAGCGGCGGUGCUCGGUCGCGCCGGGGCGCCGUCGGGAUGAAGGGAAUUGGGAUCAAGGCGGCGGCGAACGUGUUGCCGCGGCUGCGGAUCCUCGCCGUCCUCGGCGUGGCGGCGUGGACCUUCUUCCUCUACGUACAUUUCACCGUGAUCAGCAGCACGGUGGAGGUGAGCAACAAUGGGGAUGGCCUCGCGGCCGACCCGUGCCGGGGGCGGUACAUCUACAUGCACGAUCUGCCGCCGCGUUUCAACGCCGACAUCAUCCGCGACUGCCGCAAGACCGAGGACCACUGGGGGGACAUGUGCGGCUUCGUCAGCAACGCCGGCCUCGGCCGUCCCCUCGCCGCCGCCGCCGACGACGGCGGUGCCAUCACGGGCGAAGCUGGGUGGUACGGGACGCACCAGUUCGCGCUGGACUCCAUCUUCCACAACCGGAUGAAGCAGUACGAGUGCCUGACCAACCACUCCGCCGUGGCGUCCGCCGUGUUCGUCCCGUUCUACGCCGGCUUCGACUUCGCCCGCUAUCACUGGGGCUACGACAACGCCACCAGGGACGCCGCGUCGGUGGACCUGAUAGAGUGGCUCAUGGCACGGCCCCAGUGGCGGCGCAUGUGGGGCCGCGACCACUUCCUCGUCGCCGGGCGAACGGGGUGGGACUUCCGGAGGAGCAGCAACGUGAACCCGGACUGGGGCACCGACCUCCUCGCCAUGCCGGGUGGCCGGAACAUGACCGUGCUCGUGCUGGAGUCCACGCUGAAAUACACCAGCGACUUCUCCGUGCCGUACCCGACCUACUUCCACCCAAGGUCUGACGCCGACGUGCUCCGGUGGCAGGACAGGGUGCGCGGCCAGAACCGGACGUGGCUCAUGGCGUUCGUGGGUGCGCCGCGGCCGGACGUUCCGAUGAGCAUCCGGAUCCGGGAUCACGUCAUCGCGCAGUGCAAGGCGUCCAGCGCCUGCGCCAUGCUGGGGUGCGCUCGCACCCUCGGCAGCACGCAGUGCCACACCCCCGCCAGCAUCAUGCGGCUGUUCCAGAAGGCCGUGUUCUGCCUGCAGCCGCCGGGCGACUCGUGCACGCGGCGAUCGGUGUUCGACUCGAUGGUGGCCGGAUGCAUCCCGGUGUUCUUCCACACGGGGACGGCGUACGAGCAGUACCCGUGGCAUCUCCCCAAGGACGGCCACCUCAAGUACUCGGUGUUCAUCCCGGACGCCGACGUGAGGCGGCGCAACGUGAGCAUCGAGGCCGUGCUCCGGGCGAUCCCUCCGGCCACGGUGGAGCGGAUGCGGGAGGAGGUGAUCAGGCUCAUCCCGUCUUUGUUGUACGCCGACCCCAGGUCGAAGCUGGAGACGAUCAAGGACGCGGUGGACGUCGCCGUCAAUGGGAUCCUCGACACGGUGGCGGGGAUCAAGAAUCCGCCGAGCCUUUUCGCCGCCAUUGUGUCAAGGUUCCGGCCGAGGCGAUCUUGGAAAGCAGCUCGCUAGCUCUGUUUCAUUCAGCCCCUACGCAGCUGGGUGGGUAACAGAAUGUGGGUGCCUCAUCCAAGGUCGAAGGGACCGUGGCGCUGAUGGCUGCUGCGGCAGCUCGGAGAGGGGCGGGGCGAUCGGUAUUUGAAAGUUGAAACGCCGACAACUUGGACCGGGGUGGCCACAGCGAACAGGCAUUGCGCGGAGCCUCUUGCCGAGCGCGGGGGCAGAGAAGACGUGCAAUGUAACCUGAUCGUUGGGAACGCGAUGCCGCUGGCAGCAUGCUGUGGGUGAGGCUCGAGGAGCACGCGGUGCUCUCUGCGCUUGUGCCUGCCGCUGAAAGAUUAACCUGCAACGCUGCGUGAGCUCCAAUGCUCAGGGCGUAUAGUUUCUAUACCCAUUAAUUUUUAUAGACACUAUGAGCCUGUUUAGAUGCAGCCAAAAACCAAAAUAUUUUUGAGAAAUGUACACUUUUUGGAAGAAUGGAUCUAAACAGGGGUCUGUAAACCAUGGGCUGUAAAGAUUUGAAAUUUGAGACCAUUGAGUCCCAAAACUGUCCAAAAAGUGCCUAGGGACCCGAGUUGGACGGGGUAUACCCCCAGCAAUCAUGUGCA
Sorghum bicolor (sorghum) is the source of this 2309-nucleotide messenger RNA. Its product is annotated as xyloglucan galactosyltransferase KATAMARI1 homolog. Lineage: Eukaryota; Viridiplantae; Streptophyta; Magnoliopsida; Poales; Poaceae. The coding region runs from base 175 to 1713 and encodes 512 amino acids. The transcript is spliced from 2 exons. Gene Ontology annotation, molecular function: glycosyltransferase activity. The record is from RefSeq and is a predicted model, not a curated record.